UCUCUUGCCUAUUCUUCUGCUAGCUAGAAAGAGAGAACAGAUGGCUGCCCAUUUCCUCUUCCUUGCUCUCCUUGCUCUGGCUUCAUCUCAUGCCAUUGCUUCUGAUCCUAGCCAACUCCAAGACUUCUGCGUCGCUGAUCUUCACUCAGAUGUGUUUGUGAAUGGGUUUGUCUGCAAGGACCCCAAGAUGGCCAAAGCCGAAGAUUUCUUCUUCUCUGGACUCGACAAGCCCGGUGACACGGGAAACAAGCUUGGGUCCAAUGUGACUCUAGUCGAUGUGAACAAACUUGCUGGGCUCAACACCCUUGGCAUCUCGCUUGCUCGCCUAGACUUUGCACCCUAUGGUCUCAACCCUCCUCACACCCAUCCAAGGGGAACUGAGAUCCUUGUAGUGUUGGAAGGCACGCUAUACGUCGGCUUCGUAACAUCUAACCCCAACAACCAGCUCUUCAGUAAGGUCCUUCACGAGGGUGAUGUGUUCGUAUUUCCUCAAGGCCUCAUCCACUUCCAGUUCAACAAUGGGAAGACCAGCGCUGUCGCUCUUGCUGGUCUGAGCAGCCAGAACCCUGGUGUGAUCACCAUAGCCAAUGCGGUCUUUGGAGCGAAGCCACCCAUCUCUGAUGAAGUUCUUGCCAAGGCCUUCCAAUUGGACAAGAAGACUGUGGAUUGGCUCCAGGCUCAAUUCUGGACGGACAACAACAACUAGGAUGCUGCAUCCGAACUAUUUGUUAUGGUCUUUGGACUAAUUUCUUCGUAUUGCUUGGUUUGAAUAAGCAAACAUCAACUCUCUGUUUCCAUGUACUUGUUUGAUCACCAUGGAUAUCUUUGCAAUAUUAUACUGGUAAAGAAAAUUACUUUUAUCAGAUAAUAUUUGUCUUGCUUCUAGUAUUAUGGUCAGGAUGGACUGUUCAUUUUAGUGGUC
This is a messenger RNA of Elaeis guineensis (African oil palm), 922 nucleotides long. Lineage: Eukaryota; Viridiplantae; Streptophyta; Magnoliopsida; Arecales; Arecaceae. The record is from RefSeq and is a predicted model, not a curated record.